Tachyglossus aculeatus (Australian echidna) is the source of this 1218-nucleotide messenger RNA. RefSeq names its product programmed cell death 5 (gene PDCD5). NCBI's taxonomy places the organism in Eukaryota, Metazoa, Chordata, Mammalia, Monotremata, Tachyglossidae. The coding region runs from base 39 to 419 and encodes 126 amino acids. The record is from RefSeq and is a predicted model, not a curated record. Gene Ontology annotation, molecular function: DNA binding. Gene Ontology annotation, cellular component: cytosol; nucleus. The transcript has 6 exons.
CUUCCGGUGGGGACGGCCGACUUCCGGCGAGGACGGCAAUGGCGGACGAGGAGCUGGACGCGCUGAGGAAGCAGAGGUUGGCAGAGCUGCAGGCGAAGCAUGGGGACCCUUCUGGCGACCCGGCCCAACAGGAGGCAAAGCAUAGAGAAGCGGAAAUGAGAAACAAUAUUCUAGCUCAAGUUCUGGAUCAGUCAGCUCGAGCCAGAUUAAGUAAUUUAGCACUUGUCAAGCCUGAGAAGGCUAAAGCAGUGGAGAACUAUCUUAUACAAAUGGCAAGAUAUGGAAAACUAAGUGGGAAGGUAUCAGAGCAAGGGUUAAUAGAAAUUCUUGAAAAAGUAAGCCAGCAAACAGAAAAAAAAAUGACAGUAAAGUUCAACAGAAGAAAAGUAAUGGAUUCUGAUGACGAAGAUGAUUAUUGAAUUCUACUAUUUAAAGACUAUGCCAAAUUCCUUGGAAAAAUGUUAGGAAAUUAAAGCUACAGUACUUGCUGAGGCGAAGAUCUGCCUGAAGUUUACUGUUUUCCUUCUGUGUAUGCAUUUUGAGAGAGGUAAAUAAAAUGAUAUGUCAUGUAAAAAAAACUAUUUGGACAAAGUGCUUUUUUAUAGUAUUAGAGGGCCUAUUUUGAACUUUAUUUUGUGGGAAUCAUUGAGGAUUUUUUUCCCCUCUGUUUUUUCCACGAGGUUUUUCAGGUGUCUUGGGCAACAUCAAUGUCUUUUUAGCAAUUAUAAAUGCUUCCUUUGUGAUGCCCCUGGGAAGAAAUGUGGCCUUCCAGAAAGGUGCUCUUGCACCUCUAAGUAAGGAAUAAAAAUAGGAUGCCAGGAGCAGCAGCUAUUAUUUUUGUUGAAAUACUGCAGUGUCAAAUCUUGAAUAUAUGCUAUCCAACUUUAAAGCAUGUGUAACUCUUUAGAUCUUGUUUUGCAUAGCAAGUUUGCUUGCUGUGUGCCGUUCCUUGGUUCGUUUGCUACAGUUCCAUAGAAUCACAUUAAAAGAAUACACUCCUGUUUGAAAUAAUAUGAUUUGUGUAAGGAUUGUGAUGGUUGCUUAUCUGAAACUUAACGUGUCACGUUACCAUGUCAUCAUUUUUGCAUGUCCACAACAAGCUGCAUUAACUACUUUCAUUUGACGUCAUUAUUGUAUUUUGUAACAUUUUUAACGGUUACAAAAUGUGUUUGUAAGGGAAAUGCUGUUUCAUUAAUAAAAUACAUUUGUGAGCCAUGG